CCUCGGUGCACAUCCUAACACUGAAGCAGUUUCAAACGAACUCAUUAAUUGUCGUUCAAUUUAGUGUAAGUGGCGCAGCUAAAGUUCACUGACCGCUAAAUCUCUCCCUCUCUAAUUUUCUCAAACAUACGCUCUGUUAUUCUAUCCCGAACAAGAAAUGGCGUUGUUUGCCAAACUAUACAGGUCAUCUUCCGUUAUCAAGGCCCAUUAUCUCCAUCACUGCCUCCGCUCCAUGAGCAAUGUGCCGGAAAACACUGUCUACGGCGGACCAAAGUCCCAAAACCCUAACGAGAGAGUUACUCUAACUCAAUUGAAGCAAAAGCACAAGAAAGGUGAGCCCAUAACUGUCGUCACAGCCUACGAUUAUCCCUCUGCAGUGCACCUCGAUCAAGCUGGCAUUGAUAUUUGCUUAGUCGGAGAUUCAGCCGCUAUGGUCGUUCACGGUCAUGAUACCACUCUGCCUAUAUCUCUGGAGGAGAUGCUUGUCCAUUGCCGUGCUGUUGCUCGCGGCGCCAAGAGGCCCCUUCUCGUCGGUGACUUGCCUUUUGGCACCUAUGAGUCCAGCACCAAGCAGGCGGUGGAUACAGCUGUACGGGUUUUGAAGGAAGGAGGAAUGGAUGCGAUUAAAUUGGAAGGAGGUUCACCUUCCCGAAUUACAGCUGCCAAAGCCAUAGUGGAAGCUGGAAUUGCAGUUAUGGGUCAUGUAGGACUCACUCCUCAGGCAAUCAGUGUUCUUGGGGGAUUCAGGCCUCAAGGAAAGAAUAUUUCCAGCGCAGUCAAGGUUGUGGAGACUUCUUUGGCUUUGCAGGAAGUGGGGUGUUUUUCUGUUGUUUUGGAAUGUGUACCUGCACCUGUGGCUGCUGCUGCUACAUCUGCUCUUCGAAUUCCCACCAUUGGCAUUGGCGCAGGGCCUUUCUGCAGUGGGCAGGUGUUAGUUUACCAUGACCUUCUAGGAAUGUUGCAGCACCCACAUCAUGCCAAGGUUACUCCAAAGUUUUGUAAGCAGUAUGCGCAAGUGGGAGAUGUCAUAAACAAAGCUCUGCUUGAAUACAAAGAAGAAGUAACAAACAGUUCAUUCCCAGGUCCUGCCCACAGCCCAUAUAAAAUCAAUGCAGCUGAUAUAAAUGGUUUAUUGAAUGAACUUCAAAAGUUAGGUCUAAACAAGGCCGCAUCAGCAGCAGCUGCAGCAGCUGAGAAGAUCAAAACAUCUGAAUCAUUGGCUGGAUCUGGUCCGGCAAAUGAUUGAAUAUGGGCCAAUUCAACGAAUCUGCCUCUUCUUGGCAUACCAAAAAUAAGGCCCAAAUAGGUUAAAGGAGAAAUUAAAAAAAGGACGAGGUGCAUAAUCUGGAAAUGAAGAUGAAAGGCUCGCAAGAGGAAGCUAUGUACCAGAAGUUGAGGAGUGAGCUGCUGCAUAAGUUGGCUGUAUUAGAAAACUAGAAUAAUAUCUUUUAUUUGAAAUCAGUUUCUAUCUUUCUGUUUGUAAUUAGUUAUUUUGUUUCCUUGUAUUGUGUGUAUCCUUUUAUUAGAUAGGUUUAGGUCAACCUAAUCUAUUGCAUAUGCUCAAUAAUUCUUUUUUAAUGUUAGAGAUGUUAUAAAAUAAUGUAAAACUAGAGAGAUAAA
Jatropha curcas is the source of this 1620-nucleotide messenger RNA. Lineage: Eukaryota; Viridiplantae; Streptophyta; Magnoliopsida; Malpighiales; Euphorbiaceae. The record is from RefSeq and is a predicted model, not a curated record.